Molecule: messenger RNA, 2655 nt
Organism: Puntigrus tetrazona (Sumatra barb)
Lineage: Eukaryota; Metazoa; Chordata; Actinopteri; Cypriniformes; Cyprinidae
Gene: pfn2a
Product: profilin 2a
Exons: 3
Coding region: 202-621 (139 amino acids)
Biological process (GO): actin cytoskeleton organization; positive regulation of actin filament bundle assembly; regulation of actin filament polymerization
Cellular component (GO): cytoplasm
Molecular function (GO): actin binding
Source: RefSeq, a predicted model, not a curated record
CUACACCCAGGCGCUGUCUCAGUCCGUCGGCUUUCUUUCCUUCCAGAGGCUGAGAUUUCACACAAGCCAGCGAGCCAGACAGCACAGGAGACGCCAAAACCCUCCAUCCGCACGACCCUCGCUAGACCUUUAGCACUUGUAGCGUUAAAUCCACUCCAGUGGGCAUAGUUCGUCCUAUAUAUCCUUUCAAAUCACAGAAAAAUGUCUUGGCAAAGCUACGUGGAUAACCUGAUGGCCGAUGGCAGCUGCCAGGAUGCCGCCAUUGUUGGCUAUACGGACGCCAAAUACGUUUGGGCAUCGUCAGAGGGUGGUACUUUUAGCGGUAUAACGCCUGAUGAAAUCGAUGUCAUUGUCGGCAAAGACCGAGAGGGCUUCUUCACCAGUGGGCUGACUCUAGGGAAAAAGAAGUGCUCUGUGAUCAGAGACAGCCUUCAGGUGGAAGGGGACUGGACGAUGGACAUCAGGACAAAGAGUCAUAAUGGAGAGCCGACAUACAAUGUUUCCAUAGGCAGAGCUGGCAAAGUGUUGGUUAUAGUCAUGGGAAAGGAAGGUACCCACGGAGGAUCGCUCAACAAGAAAGCAUUUAGCAUGGCUGAGUACCUGAGGAAAGUUGGAUACUAAAGCAGCCCCUUCCCAUCCAUCCACACAGCAGCUCACUUUAAUACACCGCACCACACUACCCAAACACCCACCCUUCCUCGCCCCCUUUUUGUCAACUCGACAACACUACCAGAAACAGUUAGUAGAUGCAUCGUUGUCUCUCUCCAAAUCUAUCUGUCCAAUUAUUCUUUUUUUUAAAAUGAAGUUUUCCUUUUGUUCAAUGCUCCACGUCCGUUAGUUUCGACAUCUUUUUUUUUUUUUUUUUUUUUUUUGUGUGCCACAGUAAAUCAAGCAUGUUGGUUUCAUGAAGGUUCAAUCACAAACACUACUGUACAUAACCGUAGAAGUGAAAUGAAGAAUUUUUUUUUUCCGUUGUUCGUUUCGAAUCGGACGACCCAGAAUGUGUAAAUUCGCAAGUAAAUGAAGUCACUACAUGGUCCAAUUUUUUUUUUGUUUUCCUUAGGCACUGCUAAUGAACCAGCUUAAGAUAGAUUGAUGCCUCACAAGUGCUCCGAGCCCUUGCUGAGCUCUCACGGUCUUCCUUGUAUACAGCAUGUCCAGGAUGGAAAAAAGUGCAUGCAUAUCUUUUAGGUCAAUAUCAUGGUUUUCCAGUAACUAACUACACCACCUUGUCUCAGCUUUUGAGAAUGAAGUUAACCAGUCACAUAACUUUUUAUUUUUCCCCCUCCUUUUUAUUAUCGUUUUUAUUUUCUUUGCUCGGUUUGAUCCUGAAUUAAGUUAGUAAGCACCUAUGCCCCUGCCCUCGUGAACUGCACCACCUUUGCUCCGGCUACUAUUAUAUGCCCUGUACCUUCUUUAGUUUGAGAACCUUAUAUCAAAUGCUUUUGCUGUUGUAUUUGGAUGUGGUCUUGUAAGUCAUUGGUCUAAUGUUGGAAUAUUUUGAGUGUGGUGGCAGAUCAGCAUUUACAAGGUUUGGGUUAAGUUGUUCCCCAAGAGCCUUUGCAUCCCGGACUCUGUAUGGACAUUCCAUCGCUACAUAGCUCAGGCACUUAUAAUUGUUGUUUGCCAGCUCCUGUAAAAUGUUUUUUUUUUUUUUUUUUUCAUUUUGUUUGUCAUUUUCUUUCUCUUUUUUUUUUUUUUUUUUUUUUUCCUUUCUUUUUUUUAAGACAAAGUGCUGCCAUCCCAAUGUACCUCCUGGUUCUGUCCAUUUCACUUUGGGUUCUCUGAUAGGACCAAGUUUUUGUUGCAUCCGGCAGGAUUAACAGAAUUGCUCCAAACUGUUGUUGUGAAGGACGACUGCUAGCUUCAUCUGUUGCUGACUUUAUAACACUAAAUUCUCAACACUUCAAAUACACAAUGUAACACCAAGCUCAUUUCUAUUAAAACACUAUUACUGGCUUAACAGUUUGAAAAUUUAAAAAAAAAAAAAAAAAAAAAAAAUCAUGUAUGAUAACUACCUGAGAGCUCAUCUCAUGAAUGUCUUGAAUAGAUGAAAUGGCAGUCUUAUUGUUAACAUGUCACCUCAAAAUUCUUAAACAUUUUUGACUUUUAAUCUGUUAUUUUCAAGAAUGAAACCAUUUGGAAGUCAUUGCCUUGUAAACUACUUAAUUGCGAUGUAUCAAACUGUCAUAGCACGGUACAAAUGCUUCAUUAAAUAGACAAAAAAAAAAAAAAAAAGAUACUGAAGUAAACUGUGUACACUAACUUUUUCUGGGAUAUGGUGGUAUUAGUUGGAAAAAGACCACUAGUCGAAGUCAGUUGUAUUGUGGAAACUUGUUAAAUAAAGCUGUGUAUCCUGUGCCAUAAUGUAGAUCUGAUCUGUUGCUACUGUGAGAUGGAUUUUAACUGCUGCCUUUGCGAGGAGUCAAUUCUUCAGUGGCACCUUUGGGAUAUUUGGCGUAAAUCAACCUCCAGGGCGCAUGGAAAAUGUACAGAUUUAAGGAAAAGCAUCAAAUUAUGUCCAGUUCUCUCCCUCUUACACCUGACCAGCUGAUAUUCAACUCAAUUUGCGUGGAAGGAAAGAAAAAAAACAAAUGCCAUGAUUUAACCACCUUGUUUACAGACAGAUCAAAUAAACCUAUUCCAACCAGAAAA